Molecule: messenger RNA, 1320 nt
Organism: Umbelopsis ramanniana AG
Lineage: Eukaryota; Fungi; Mucoromycota; Umbelopsidomycetes; Umbelopsidales; Umbelopsidaceae
Exons: 7
Coding region: 26-1102 (358 amino acids)
Biological process (GO): D-sorbitol catabolic process
Molecular function (GO): L-iditol 2-dehydrogenase (NAD+) activity; zinc ion binding
Source: RefSeq, a predicted model, not a curated record
CUUCCCCUCUUCCUUUUAAACAGCCAUGACUUUAGCCCACGAAACAAACGUGAACGUCGUUUUGCGCAAGCAAGGUGAAAUUGUCCUCGAAGAGCGACCAGUACCCACUAUUCGACCAGAUGAGGUCUUGCUGAACAUCAAAGUCACUGGUAUCUGUGGUUCAGAUGUCCACUACUGGCUUCACGGUGGAAUUGGUGAUUUCAAGCUUAAGGCUCCUAUGGUUCUUGGUCACGAGUCUGCUGGUAUCGUCGUUGCCGUUGGUGACAACGUUAAGCACCUCCAGGUCGGUGACCGUGUUGCCGUUGAACCUGGCGUGUCUUGCCGCCUCUGCGAGGAAUGUAAGACCGGCCACUACAAUUUGUGCAAGGACAUGAAGUUCGCAGCAACUCCCCCCAUCGACGGUACCUUGUGCAACUACUACGCUCAUGCCGCGGAUUUUUGUUACAAAAUACCCGAUAACUUGUCUUUGGAAGAAGCCGCUUGCAUCGAGCCCCUCUCUGUUGCCAUCCAUACCGCUAACCGAAGCAAUAUUCGAUCAGGAGACAGAGUUAUGGUCUUCGGGGCUGGUCCCGUUGGUCUUCUGUGCUGUGCUAUGGCUAAGGCUGCUGGCGCAGGACACGUUAGCAUCGCUGAUAUCUCACCAUCUCGAUUGGAGUUCGCCAAGUCAUACUAUACCGAUUCACAAAUUGUUCUUCAACGACCAGAGGUUGGCGAGCCAAACAUAGAAUACUCGCGAAGAACUGCAAAGGCUAUUUUGGAGACCGAAGAAAUGGCUGACGUUGUCAUCGAUGCCACUGGUGCUGAGACCUGCGUUCAAAUGUCUCUCAUGUUGGCCAAGAAUGGAGGGUGCGUUGUUUUGGUUGGUAUGGGCUCUGCUGUUCAGAGCCUUCCUGUCCAAGAGCUUGGAGCUAGAGAGGUUGAUAUCAAGGGUAUCUUCCGUUACCGCAACACUUACCCACGAGCUGUUAAGAUGCUCAGCGCCGGCACUAUCGAUGUUAAGCCAUUAAUCACACACUCAUACCCAUUGAAAAACGCAGUGGAUGCAUUUGAGCAUGUCAAGAGCGGACGGGAUGGUGCUAUCAAGGUCCUCAUUCUUGGAUAAAAUCCCUUUUUCACUUUCUUUCUUUUUCUAAAUAGUAGUAUACAAUAUGUUUUUCUUUCAAUGUGCUAGAGGCAAAUACAUUAUAAUGGACCAUCAACGAUACCAAAGAUAAUUGACAUGCUACAGUGUUGUUUGAAGAACAUCAAACAAGCUAGCCAGCAAACGGACGUCAUGGCGGAUUGAAUACGUUCCCAUCAGAAGAGAAUGAUUGGUGCAAU